AUGGCCGCAUUAUUGGGCACUUUCUUGCGUAGCCGAGCCUCCUUUUUCCCAUCCCGCCUUGUGACUGUACAGCAACUGGCUUUCAGAAAUCUCGCUGCAAUGGCUUCUGGUUCGUUCAAACAGCAUGAAGUAUGUCCCGAUGUGUUGGACAUCCCGCCCGAGAACACGUUGACGGCCAAAUACGAUUCAGGAGUUGAGGCAAAUCUGGGAAACGUGCUGACUCCCACGCAAGUCAAGAACCCGCCGAAAGUCAGUUGGGAAGCGAGCGGAGACCAACUCUACACGCUUUUGAUGACUGAUCCGGACGCACCGUCUCGAAAAGAGGCUACCUACCGCGAGUGGCAUCAUUGGCUUGUUGUGAAUAUUCCUGGAAAUGAUAUCUCGAAGGGUGAUGUGCUAGCCGAAUAUGUUGGCUCUGGACCACCAGAAGGAACAGGACUUCAUCGUUACAUCUUUUUGGUUUGGAAACAAGCGGGCAAAAUUAGCGACCCGGAGCAUGGCCAUUUGACCAACACAUCGGGUGAAAGUCGUGGCUGCUUCAAAACGCGUGACUUUGUGAAGAAGCACGGAUUGGGUACUCCGAUUGCCGGCAAUCUGUAUCAGGCAGAAUGGGACGAUUAUGUGCCGAUUCUCUACAAGCAACUCGGAGCC
Molecule: messenger RNA, 651 nt
Organism: Mesorhabditis belari
Lineage: Eukaryota; Metazoa; Nematoda; Chromadorea; Rhabditida; Rhabditidae
Source: the annotation of a GenBank genome assembly